CUUUUCCUUGCAGCACCAUAUGGUUGAAUGGAAUCGCUCUCACGCUGAUGGGCUUCUCGUUCGCCUUCGCACUCAUCCCGACAUUCGCCAUAUUGUUCGAUUCCUAUGGUCCGCAAGAUGAAGACGAUGCUGUGAACAUUGCGAUGUACUCCUCAGUCGCCGGUAUCUGGCAAUCGGCUUAUUCGUUCGGGGAGUUCAUUGGACCAGCUGUUGGAGGAGUCAUGCUGGAGAAUGUGCAAUAUCCUUGGUCCGCCAGCAUCUUUGGGUUGCUCUGCCUUUCUUCUGCUGGUCUCGUCGGUGGCGUGGAAGCCGUGCGUCGGUGCAGAAAAUCGGCAGCAGACGAAAGCGUCGGUCCCAAUUUAGCAAAGAUUGAAAUGGACGGCGAGAAGACGCCUUUGCUACUUUCGGCUUCUUUGCAUGCGGAUCGAGUCAAAGCGUCGUUUUAG
This is a messenger RNA of Notodromas monacha, 446 nucleotides long. NCBI's taxonomy places the organism in Eukaryota, Metazoa, Arthropoda, Ostracoda, Podocopida, Cyprididae. The record is from the annotation of a GenBank genome assembly.